This is a messenger RNA of Peromyscus eremicus (cactus mouse), 1635 nucleotides long. It is a transcript of the gene Hspbap1, whose product is annotated as HSPB1 associated protein 1. The transcript has 8 exons. Lineage: Eukaryota; Metazoa; Chordata; Mammalia; Rodentia; Cricetidae. Gene Ontology annotation, molecular function: 2-oxoglutarate-dependent dioxygenase activity. The record is from RefSeq and is a predicted model, not a curated record. The coding region runs from base 124 to 1590 and encodes 488 amino acids.
GCGUGGUCACGUGACCCCGGGAGCGCCGGUUCCGGUGAAGGCGGUGGAUCCUUCCUGCGUGGAGGCGGCAGAUCCCAGAGGUUCCUCUGACCCGGUACUAGCUCCAUCCUUGGCGCGGUAACCAUGGCAACAGGCUACGAGGAGAGCGCGUCCGGGACCCCAGCCCGGAUAGCUGUCGGGGAGGAAGGUGAGCGUGUCAAACCUUUCACGCCAGAGAAAGCGAAAGAAAUUAUAAUGUCUCUCCAGCAGCCUGCCAUCUUCUGUAACAUGGUGUUUGAUUGGCCAGCACAGCACUGGACUGCGAAACACCUUUCCGAGGUCCUGCAAGCCAAGCAGAUGCGAUUCAGAAUGGGCCUGAGAAGCACGGGUACAGUUCCUCAGUUUGAAACUGCUUGUAGUUACGUGGACGCUACCCUUGAGGAGUUUCUGACCUGGAACUGUGACCAGUCUAGUGUCCCUGGACCAUUUAAAGAGUAUGACCAUUCCAAAUUCUGGGCCUAUGCUGACUAUAAAUACUUUGUCAAUCUGUUUGGAGACAAGACAGAUAUUUUCCGGGAGGUGAUGUGGUCUGACUUUGGGUUUCCCGGAAGAAAUGGACAGGAGAGUACACUGUGGAUUGGCUCCCUAGGAGCCCACACCCCCUGCCAUCUGGAUUCCUACGGUUGCAACUUAGUGUUCCAGGUACAAGGAAGGAAAAGAUGGCAUCUCUUCCCUCCUGAAGAUACGCCUUUCCUUUAUCCAACCAGAAUCCCUUACGAAGAGUCCAGUGUGUUCAGUAAAAUCAAUGUUGUCAACCCUGAUUUAAAGCGUUUCCCUCAGUUCCAGAAAGCUCGAAGACAUAUGGUCACGCUGAGCCCAGGACAGGUUCUGUUUGUCCCCAGACACUGGUGGCAUUACGUGGAAUCCAUUGACCCUGUCACCGUCAGUAUAAACUCCUGGAUUGAGCUGGAAGAGGACCACCUAGCCCGGGUGGAAGAGGCAGUCACCCGCAUGCUCGUGUGUGCCCUGAAGACGGCAGAGGACCCACACCACCCUAGAGCCUGGCUGAACCCCACUGAGGUUGAAGAAAUCUCUCAUGAAGUCAAUUGCUGCUACUUAAAUGAUGCUGUUUGUGCUUUUUUUGACCAUCGUGGAAAAGCUGAAGACGCAGAAAUGCAAGCACUUGGAGCAAACGGGGAGAUCUGGAGCCAGGAUGAGCCACGUGUGCGGGAGCACAUGGACGUGGACCGAGCACACAGCCAGGGCCUCACGGGGAGGACUGGGAAACGGGAAGUCACAAGUCUGUUUGGCCCAGAUCUGGUCCCUGUGACACCAGCAUCUGAAGACCCGCCUUCGGAGAGAGGAGGCACACUGGAGAGUGACAGCAGAGAACGUAUCAACAGAGACGGAGAACGCUGUGCAGAACCGUCCUGUGCCAGGAGGCAACAGACUAGUAGAGGGGCAGGUGCGGUGGCCGAGCAGGUCACCUCCAGGUGUCCCGUGGCCCCUUCUCGAACAUUCGUGUCCACAGAUGACUUGCUGGACUGCUUGGUGAAUCCACAAGUCACCAGGAUGGUGGCCCAGCUUUUGAUACAAGGGAAAAGUUUGUGAUACUAAUAGAUUACUUUUAAUAAAAUUUUAAACAUAUUUUUAGAA